Molecule: messenger RNA, 1371 nt
Organism: Rhagoletis zephyria (snowberry fruit fly)
Lineage: Eukaryota; Metazoa; Arthropoda; Insecta; Diptera; Tephritidae
Source: RefSeq, a predicted model, not a curated record
AUGUCGUUGACCCGUCUCAACCGAUUGGCUCCAGUGCCCACACUGGUCCGUGCCGCAUCCACCGCUGCAUCGGGCUACAAGUUUGACAAUGCCCGUUACGGAAAGAACAUCGUCCUCAUUGAGGGUGUGCGAACACCCUUUACAAUGUCCCAGACGGACUACAAUGAUCUGAUGGCGUAUGAACUGCAACGUGAUGCCCUUGUAGCUCUUAUGAAGCGAGUAAACAUCCCAAAGGAAACGAUUGACUACGUGAUUUGCGGCACUGUCAUUGCUGAACCAAAGCUUCCAAACGUUGCUCGAGAGGCCGUUUUGGCUGCUGGAUUCCCUCUGAACAUACCUGCAAACACUGUCACUCAGGCUUGCGUCUCUGCAAAUCAGGCAAUUACAAGUGCCAUUGGAUAUAUCAACUCGGGCACCUAUGACGUGGUCGUCACCGGAGGUGUUGAGACAAUGAGCGAUGUGCCUAUUCGCCAUUCACGAAAGAUGCGUCGUCUGUUGCUUCAAGUAAACAAGGCCAAAACUCUUGGUCAGCGACUCUCUUUGGCCACCCAGAUACGUCCAGACUACUUUGCUCCUGAGCUUCCGGCAAUCAGCGAAUUCUUUUCGCAAGAGGUAAUGGGCCACAGUUCAGACCGUCUUGCUGCUGCUUUCAAGGUGUCGCGACGAGAACAGGACGAAUACGCUCUCCGUUCUCACACACUGGCUGAUAAAGCGUUCAAGGAUGGCAAUCUAAGCGACAUUGAGCCCAUCUUUGUCAGCAAAAAGGGCAUGGUCACCAAAGACAAUGGUGUUCGCCUGUCUACCAUUGAGAAGAUGUCCAGUCUGAAGCCUGCUUUCAUCAAGCCACAUGGCACGGUCACUGCAGCCAACGCGAGCUACCUAACAGACGGCGCUUCGGCGGCUUUGAUCACCACCGAGGCGAAGGCUAAGGAGCUGGGCCUGAAGCCCAAGGCCUUCCUCCGACAGCACCUGUACGUGUCGCAGGACCCCAAGGACCAGUUGCUGCUUGGACCUGCCUAUGUUACCAGCAAACUCUUGGAGCGUACUGGCCUCAAAAUUAGUGAUAUUGAUGUUUUUGAAUUUCACGAGGCUUUUGCUGGCCAAAUUCUCGCCAACCUGAAGGCACUGGACUCGAAGUUCUUUGCAACCAACUACCUGGGAAGAGCCGACAAGGUGGGUGCCCCAGACCUGGCCAAGUUCAACACGUGGGGAGGAUCCCUUUCAAUUGGCCACCCCUUUGGCGCUACCGGAAUUAGAUUGGUCACUACUGCUGCUAAUCGAUUGGCCAAGGAAAAUGGACGUAUCGCUUUGGUUGCCGCUUGUGCCGCUGGCGGAAUCGGCCAUGGCAUCAUCGUCGAGCGCUACCCUUGA